AUGUCUUAUCAUCUCGAUUUGCCUCGCGACGUUGUCGUUUCGUUAAUAUCAAACGAAACAUUAGAUGGUGGUAUUGUUGGUCCAGGUUUAAUUCGAUCAGUUUUAUUAAAUACGAAUUCUCAAACUUAUCAUCAUUAUACAAAUUAUAAUCAAUUUAUUAAUAUAACAUCAUUAUCAUCUAUUACAACUACUACUACUACACUAUUAACAAAUAUCGAUAAUAAUUUACCAGAACCCUAUUAUUCAUUUCCAUUACUUGUACUUAUCGCUGUUGUUGGCAGUAUUACAUCGGUAUUAACCGUUCUAGGAAAUAUAUUAGUAAUGUUAGCAUUUUUCUUAGAUAGACAAAUACGACAACCAACAAAUUAUUUUAUUUUAUCAUUAUCUGUAAGUGAUUUUCUUAUUGGUUUAUUAUCAAUGCCAUUUUUAACAUUAUAUAUUUAUAAUGGUCGAUGGCCAUUAAAUGAAACAAUUUGUGAUAUCUGGUUAUCGUUAGAUUAUACUGUUUGUUUAACAUCAAUUUAUACGGUAUUAUUUAUUACUAUUGAUAGAUUUUGUUCGGUAAAAAUGCCAGCUAAAUACAGAAAAUGGAGAACAUCAAAAAAAAUUAAUAUUAUGAUUAUUAUUACAUGGGCUGUACCAACAUUUAUUUUUUUUUCAUCAACAAUGAUCUAUCCAAGAAUAAAAAAGAUUAAUAAUUUACAAAAUGGAGUAUGUGAUGUUCAAUGGAAUAAAAACCGUGUAUUUAAUUUAUGUUUAACAAUUGCCUACUUUUGGACAACUCUCAUUGUUAUGAUUAUAUUGUAUAUAUUUAUUUAUGGUGUUGCUAGUAAUUUAGAACGUAAAUCAAGAGAAAAUGCUCGGAAAAUGUCUUCCCUUGUUGGAAUGGCAGGCAAUGCCAUGACUCAGAUUGGUAUUGGUGUAUCAAAAUCUCCAACAAAAACUAUUGAUAAAUAUGUGAAUGGUGGUGGAGGUGGAGCUGGUACAAGUGGAAGUCUUGAUGAUGAUGAUGAUCCUCAAGGUCUUCUAGCUCAUAGUGUUAUGAAUACUCAAAAUAGUAGUAAUUCAUCGGAACAAAAACGUGAUGAUGAUAAUUCAAAUUCAUUUGAAUCUCAUUCUGAUUAUGAUAUGAGUGUAAGUGGUGGUACAAUGACAAAUGAAAAAAAACAAGAUGAUAAUAAAUAUCCACGUAAAACUCGACGAGGUAUGAGUGUUACUGGUACAUCACAUACAAAUUCAACUAGUACACGUUCACCACGUAAUUUAAAUCGAAAUAAACAAAAUGUUCGUUUUUUUGCAUCAAAUAUGGCACAUUCACUCUAUCGGAAUACAAAUCGUCUGAGUGGUUUUUCAUCAACUAUUUCAACAAAAAAAGCAGCUAUUUCACGUAAAGCUGGUAGUGGUACAGGUGAAAAAAAUAUAGGAUUAACAACGAUACCAUCUGAACCAGAAUUAUCAUUGUGUCGUGUUUAUCCACCACCACAACCUCGUCCUGAAACAUUGGCCAUUUUAUCGGAUGAAGUAUUUCAUGAAAAAUUAAAAUUAAGACAAUCACCACUAGUAUUUUUACCACCUCAAACAAUAACGACAACUUUAUCAACAGUAAAUCCAUCAAAAUCAUCUGAUCAUCGACCAUCAUAUUUAUCUCUCAAUUUUCCAGCACAAACAACUAAAAUAACAAAUUCAAAUGAAAAUUUAAUUCAAUAUCGACAUUCAGAAGAUUUAUCUAUGAAUAUUAAUGAUUUAUAUUCAAUAACACAAUCAGAUACAACAACAUCGUACGAUAAAGAAGAAACAAUUAAUGAUGCUCAAACAACAAUAUCUUCUGAUAUAGUGACUACUGAAAUAGCUAAUAUUAAAUCUGAUUCAACAGUUAGUACAACAUCUCCUACACCAGAAAAUAUAAAUGAAAAUAUUCAUCAAGAAAAUUUAAUUGAAUUUGUUGAACAACAAUCUUUGAAAUCACCGCCAUUACAACAAGAUAUCAGUAGUGAAUCAUCGGAUGAAAGUUGGAGAUUAUUAAAUAGUAAUAGUAGUAGUAUCGAUGAAUAUAUACCAUAUAUUGAUGAAACAGAUUUCGAAGAUUUAGGCUAUAUUUUACAUCGUCGUCGUGUACCAGAUAAUCUAAAUGAGCCCGUUCGAGAAGAAACUGUUGUUUACAAAUCACCAUUUUAUUUAAAACAUAAACAUCGUUCUAAAUCAAAAGUACCGGCUACCAAUGAUCCAUCAAAUCUAAAUGGUGGUACAAAAUAUGAAAUUUAUGCUAAUGAUGAUGCACAAAUGGCUAUUCUUGAAUCAGCUGUCUAUGAUAGUGUUGAAUUAAUAACAAUUGGUGCCACUAGUACAACAGUCAAUGAUUUAGAUAUUCAACAUCGUAGUCUAAGAAAUGUAUCACGUGAAACAUUGUUAAAAAAUUUAUUAAGUUCUAAACCAUCAUCAACCACAAUGUCAACACCAACAAAAACUCCUACAUCAAUAUUAAAUAAUCAUUCAAUAUCAUCAUCAAUUAUUUUAGUAUCACAAGCAAAAUCAUUACCCACUACUCCAUUAAAUCAAUUAGCACCAAAAACAACAUUAUCAACAACAAUGGUUACUAAAAAUCAAACAAUUGAACAAGCACUUUUAGAAUUUUUUCAAUGUGGACAAUUAGAUACUAGUGAAAAUAAUCGAUCGAAUGAUAAUUAUUCAUUAUCACGUGUAAGAAGUAUGACAUUGGCAAAUGCUACAUUAUUAAAUGAAAAUGAAGAAAAUACAGAUUUUGAACAAAAUGAAUAUAAUGAAAUAAGUGAAGAAACAUGUUCUCUAUUAAGAUUAAAUGAACAAAAAUCAUCGGCAUUUUUUGAUGAUGAUGAUUUUUCAACAGUUCCAUGUGAUCAACAAAUGAUGAAAAAAAUGAUGUUAAAUAAACAACAACGUCAAGAUUCAGAUACAAAUCAAAGUAGUCAUACUAUGAGUAUUAAUUAUAGUCAAGAUUUUUCUGUCGAUCGAAUUUAUAAUUAUGAAUCGUCUGCAUCAUCGACAACAAAUAAUCAACUUCAUCAACCAAGAUUAUCUAAACAUACAUCAUCAUCACUAUCAUCAUCAAUUAAAAAUCCUAUUAGUACAGCAUCAAGUGUACGUAGUUCAACAAGCUCAUCAACAACAUCUACAACAUCUUCAUCUCGUACUACUGGUAUCAAGAAAAAAGUCAAUGAUGAACAACAAUUUUUAUCAACAGAAUUUACUCAACAAUGUCAGCAAACAACAUCAUCUGAUUCAGAUAUUGUUACAACAACCUCAACAACAUUACCAACAAGUACACAAUUCAGCCCAGAUUCGGAUCAAAAAAAUUUUCAUAAUUCUAUUACACAAGAUGUUUUACGUGCUAUAACAAAACUUAGUUUACCCGAUUCAACAUUAGAUAGUUCACUUGUACCAUCAUCUGUAGCAACGACUACUGCGACAGCAACUAUUAUGCAUGUACAAGCACCGAUAAUACCUCCAUGUAAAAAUAUGAUAUUAGAUUCAUCGAUAAAUACAGUAACAAAUCGUAGUCGUUUGCCAAUACAAAAAACAUAUAGUCAAGAAUCGAAAAAAUCUGAUACAACAAGUAUAAGUAAAAGAAUAUUUAAUCGUACUAUUCAAUCAUCUAUGAAUAAAGAUCAAAAUUUAUUAUCAAAAUUAGAAAUAAAUUCAAUGGUAUUUGAUAAACGUUUUUCAACGUCAGAUACGGUAACACGUGAUAACGAUACAUCCGGCUACGGUUCACAUGAUGAUCCAUCGAUAAUAGUUAUUAACAAUAAUCGUCCAUCAAAAGUGACAUUUGAUCAUUCUUAUUCGGGAGAUCAGAUUCCAAAAACAAAAGAUCAAGGAGUUAUGGCAAAUAUUGGCAGUAGUACUAGUAGUGGAACUUGUAUAGGAGGAGCAUUUCCAAAUCGAACUGGUGGACUCGGAUGGUCAUAUGGAACAUUGAAUAGCGAUGAAGAAAAAAUUGGUAGUGGAAAUCAAUUUGGAGGUGGUGAAAGGGCAGGUAUCACAAGUGGAUCAACAUCAGCCAAGUCUUCCGUGAAAGAAUUAGUUCGAAAUCAAAAAUCAGCAAAUCAUAGAAAAUCAAAAUCACAAAAUCGAGCUCGCAAAGCAUUACGAACUAUUACAUUCAUCUUAGGUGCUUUUGUUGUAUGUUGGACACCAUGGCACAUAUAUUCGGCUGUACAAUCUCUUUGUGAUGCAUGUAAAGAUAAUGUUAUAUUUUCUAAUACAUUAUUUCAUGCUGUUUACUUUUUAUGUUAUUUAAAUUCACCAAUUAAUCCAUUUUGUUAUGCAUUAGCUAAUCAACAAUUUAAAAAAACAUUUACAAGGAUAUUAAAAUUAGAUUUGCGAAGACUUUAA
This is a messenger RNA of Didymodactylos carnosus, 4368 nucleotides long. The record is from the annotation of a GenBank genome assembly. NCBI's taxonomy places the organism in Eukaryota, Metazoa, Rotifera, Eurotatoria, Philodinida, Philodinidae.